Molecule: messenger RNA, 2699 nt
Organism: Heterobilharzia americana
Lineage: Eukaryota; Metazoa; Platyhelminthes; Trematoda; Strigeidida; Schistosomatidae
Source: the annotation of a GenBank genome assembly
AUGAAUUCUGAUUCUGCCGUCACUCUUAUACCUAUCCUUCAACAAAGAUGUGAUACUCUAAGAAGUAAGAUCGCAGAUUUUACCCUGGUAAAUCAGGCCUUACAAUUGAAAACGUAUCAGCUACUAAAUUUCAUCAAUCGUCAAGAAGAUUUCUCCGGUUUAAUUACAAAAGAAUACGAUGAAGUCUCCAAUGAUAUAAAUAUUGUCCAGUCGGCUAUUGAUAGGUAUACAUGUGAAUUAGAAGAUUGGAGAUCGAAACUUGAUCAGUAUAUGAUGAUGAUGACAACAAUGAUGCUAAACAAUAACAAUAAUAGUAGUAGUAAUAAUACUAUAAGCGGUAGUAAUAAUGGUGAAGAUAUUGCCAAUUUGGUGUCAACAUCGAAUAAGAUGAUGAAUGGAUCAUCACAACCUUCUAUUCCAUUACUUUCAUCAUCAUCCAUUACUUCGAUUCAAACAGAUAACGCAUCAUCGACAGAACUCAAAGCAAUGCUGUCAAUAACAUCUACAACGACCAAGUUACGCCUGCGUGCCAACCUACCGAAUAGUCAGUUUACCCUGGUUGAGAUUAAAUCCGGCCAACAAAUCAAACAUGCAUUAGAGAAGAAGUUGUCACAUCGUGGUUUGCAUUUAGAACAGUUAGUUGUAUAUCGAGCACGCACAGGUCUACCAGUUUCAUGGGAAGAUGAUGCUGAACAGAUAGCCUUAACUGGUGAAGAAUUGAUAGUAGAUUUUGCGCGACGAAAUGUCAAACGACUAGAACAUCAUUUUCAAAGAAAGACAUUUUUUGAAAAAGCAUACUGUAAUCAAUGCCAUAAAUCAAUAUUUCAUGGUGCUAUAUGUAAAACCUGUGGAUGUGCUUAUCACAAUCGUUGUCUUCCACGUGUUGAUAAGAAUUGUUUAUCUGCUUUGGAUGAUGAUGUUUUCUAUGGUGGCGACCAAUCAAGUAGUCGAAAUUCAUCUAUACAUGGAUCGAAUUGGUUAGUACCUGCAAGUGCAACGCCUGGUUACACACGCUUUCAUCAUUUUAACCCUGAUGAUAUAACAACAGUACGUGUAUUGACUAAUUCAACUGGUGGCGGUGUUAGUGGUAUUGAUGGAAACAGUCUCUUACCGAAUGGUCAAUGUUUUCCAGGAUCGUUAACAUCGUCUGGAGGUCAUUUUCCUCGUCAGUGUUUAACACUCACAUGUAGAGAACGUUCAUCAUCAACACCGAAUGUGUCAAACAAUUUAAUUCCCCCAAAUCAACAAAGAACUGUAUUCAUGCCUAGUUCGCUGGGAAAGCGAGAAGCGAACAAAAUUAUUCAAGGAUCUCCACUGCAUAUUGUCUAUCCAGUUACGAAUCAUACUUCCACACCUGGUGGUGUACCAGAAAGUCCGUCAAUUGUUAGUGAUGCCUAUUUCACAUCAAAUCUUGGAUUACCGCAUAACCAGAGAUCUGGAAGUGAUCCAAAACAAUCUAUGAAGAGACGUAGUUCGAAUGAUGAAUGGGAAAUCAAUGGACAAGAAAUUACUAAAGGCCCACGUAUUGGUUCAGGAUCAUUUGGAACAGUUUUCAAGGGUUAUUGGCAUGGAAAUGUUGCUAUCAAAGAGUUGAAUGUUGUAGAUCCUACACCUCAGCAAUUAAAAGCAUUCAAAAAUGAAGUCAGUGUAUUAAGAAAAACACGACAUGAAAAUAUCUUGUUAUUCAUGGGUUGUGUUUCUAAGCCGUGCUUAGCUAUUAUAACUCAAUGGUGUGAAGGUUCUAGUUUAUAUAAACAUCUUCAUGUGUUAGAGCAUCGUUUUGAUGUGUCAGAGUUGGUGGAUAUUGCCAGACAAACAUCACAGGGAAUGGAUUAUUUACACGCGAAGAAUAUAAUACAUCGUGAUCUAAAGUCAAGCAAUAUCUUCUUACAUGAUCGAACUGUAAAAAUCGGCGAUUUCGGUUUGGCUACAGUAAAAAGUCGUUGGUGGAAUACUGGUUUUCAACAGCCUACGGGUUCUAUAUUUUGGAUGGCACCGGAAGUUAUUCGUAUGGAAGGGGAAACACCGUACACUAAUCUUUCAGAUGUUUAUGCAUUUGGUGUAGUUAUUUACGAAUUGAUCUCUGGUCAACUCCCCUAUUUACAUUAUAAUAAUCGUGAUCAAAUCUUAUUCCUUGUUGGUCGUGGUCUAUUGAAACCAGAUACAAGUGCUUGUCGUGCAGAUAUACCACAUCAAUUACAACGUCUAUCUAUGGAUUGUUGUAGUUUUGAGCGUGAGAAUCGACCACCAUUUACUCAGAUAUAUCCGUGUCUAGAUUCACUGUUCCGAUCUUUACCAAGACUUCACAAAUGUUCAUCAGAACCCAAUGUAAAUGGUGCUGCACGUGUUGCUGCUGCUGCAGCGGCUGCUGCCAAUGCCUCAGGAGCACCAGGUACUGAGCGUGCUAACUAUGAUGAUAAUGAUGAAACUAAUUCCACGGAGACAACAGCAACAGCAGCGAAUUGUUUCUUAAGUCUAUCACCAAAGACGCCAUACAACGCGACAACUUUGACUGAUGAUUUCUUUUUCGCAAGUAGUCGUAAAGUGGAUACAACACCAAUUUCACCAUCUAGUGUAAUUGGCCAGUUAGAUUUAUUGAGUAACGCUACUCCUAACACGGCUGCCGCUGCUAAAAUGUCUAUUAUAAUUAAUCAAUCUCCUCAUCCAAAUUGUGAAGACGAUACUGGCCAUGGUGUUGA